AUGUCUUGGGCUGAUUUGGUUAAUAAUAAUUUGGUUGGUUCCGGUAAUGUUUCUAAAGCUGCAAUUUGCGGUUUUGAUGGAUCAAUUUGGGGAAAAUCCGAUAAUUUCAAGUUAGAUGCAGCAGAAGCUGCAGCAGCUGGUAAAGGAUUUCAAAAUAAAGAUACGUUAUUAGGAACGGGUAUGAAAUUUGAGGGAGAGAAAUAUUUUGUGCUACAAGCUGAUGAUGAAAGAAUUAUUGGAAAAAGAGGAUCAACCGGAUUUUUCAUUUAUAAAACUGGACAAGCAGUGAUAAUUUCAAUAUACGAAGGUGGCGUACAACCGGAACAAUGCAGCAAAACAACGGGAGCUCUUGCCGAUUAUUUUAAAAGCAUAAAUUACUAA
Cercopithifilaria johnstoni is the source of this 381-nucleotide messenger RNA. The record is from the annotation of a GenBank genome assembly. NCBI's taxonomy places the organism in Eukaryota, Metazoa, Nematoda, Chromadorea, Rhabditida, Onchocercidae.